This is a messenger RNA of Phyllopteryx taeniolatus (common seadragon), 1835 nucleotides long. It is a transcript of the gene tmem82, whose product is annotated as transmembrane protein 82. The record is from RefSeq and is a predicted model, not a curated record. The annotation marks the transcript as partial. Lineage: Eukaryota; Metazoa; Chordata; Actinopteri; Syngnathiformes; Syngnathidae. The transcript has 6 exons.
AAAGUGGACUUUAAGGGGUGGUGGGCUCUGAACAUCAAUGUGCUGUGCCGUCUGCUUCAAGGGCUGGUAGGUGCGUGUGGGAUCUCUGUGCUCGGCUCCCUUCUGAGAGUGCAUUCGUAUGUUGAGGAGGCAAGUUGGAGUGACAAAGAUGCAUCUAGUCAGAGGAGGGUUCGUCCUGGACUGGCGGGGAUGCUCCGCUUUGUCUUUGUGGCCGGGAUGCUGGCUGCUGUAAGUUCUCGUGUGGCCUCCCUGGUGGUGCUGGAAUUUUGUCUUCGAGCUGUCUCUGGAUGGGUUACACAGGGACCGGAGUCUCCGAAAGCGCUGCGGCGCCGUUUGGUUCAAAGCCAGUUCUCCCUGGGAUGUGCCCUCAGCUGCACGCUGCACUUCCUCCAUGAAGGGGCGCCGCGUUGCUGCCUGUGUUUGCUCCUGGCCGCAGCACUCAGCUGCUGGCUGGCCAGGCGGGCCGCGGCCUUGCAGCGGCACGUCGCCGCUCUGUACGGACUGCACAGCUCGCAGCGCUACUGCGGAAUUUGCAUCAGCCUGCUGGCGUUUGGCCGCGGCCCUCUGCUGCCGUCCGCGUUGUGUAAGGCACUCAUCGUCGCCUUCGCCAUGGCUGUGACGGCGGCGGUAGCGAUCAUCAAUCAGCACUUCCUGUCUGGGAUGGAAGCGCUUAGGUUUUGGACACCGCUGACGAUCUGCUACACUCUGCUGGUGGUGUACAUGCAGGACGAGCAGCCAGCAAGCCAGGCACCCCUGAACCCUGCGGCGACGCGUCUCGGUGCGUUGUCGCUCCUGCUGCUGACUGUUGGACGCUGGGCUGAUGUGCUCCACGUUUUCUUUUGUUUCCUGGGUGAGGUCAGCUGCCUGAUCCCCACGAUGGAUCUGCUGGAUGUGACCUCCUCGUAGGUCGGUGAUCCUCACCUCAAAAGCUCCCCAAAAGGGUAUGAACACACUGGGAAAUAAUGAUCUUCAUAUUGAAGAUGUGCAAAUGUGUUUCUAGGGAUGGACAUAAUGGCUGAAUGGAUUUUUUUUAAAAUGUUGUUGGCACAAUGGAGUGCGCUACUUGGAUGCAAUCAGCAGAGGUGCUGUGUAUUUGAUCUCAAAUGAUUUGUGGUCCUAAGAAGAUCGUGACUUCUUUUGGAAGUUGAGGUACAUCCAAGCAUACCUCCCUCAUGUCCAGAAUACAGCCAUGAAAACAGGAGUUCAGAACGUGUGGAUUCUCCCAUCCUGUUCACAAUAUUCUAGAACAAAACUAAGUGACUGAGGGAAUUUUUGUAAAAUGCCGUGUUAGUAAUAUCUCUUGAUUGUAGUCUGAGUAAUUCAAAUGUGUAAAUGGUUGAUCAGAAACUUUUAUUAUUCAAUUGUAUACUGUACAUCUUAUUUUAUGUGGACAGGUUGAAAAGUAUUAAGAGUAUGUUUAAAAAAACAAAAACAAAAAAAAGCACUAAAGACAACCAAGAGACGAAGAGAUGAGCAUCAGAUGUAAUGAUUUCCAUUUGUCGUUAAUCACGUUAACCCUACUGAAGGCCCUUCAGGUAAAGCUUCUGUAGAGUGAAGGCUUGCAUGUGUCAAGCAGACCAGGAGAAGCUCAUCCAUGCUUUUAUCUCAAGUAGACUUGACUAUUGUAAUGGUCUUCUGACUGGACUCCCUAAAAAGAGCAUUAAACAGCUGCAGCUCAUUCAGAAUGCUGCGGCUUGGGUUCUGACCAGAACAAAGAGGAAGUCUUUACACUUUGUUUUAAAUGUUUAUAAGCUGUUUUCUCUUUGUUUUAAAUGCUUUUAAUCAUGUAAAGCACAAUGAGUGACCUUGUGUAUUAAAUGCGCUAUAUAAAUACA